This is a messenger RNA of Parathielavia appendiculata, 1014 nucleotides long. RefSeq lists its product as uncharacterized. The transcript is spliced from 4 exons. Bases 1 to 1014 code for a protein of 337 amino acids. The record is from RefSeq and is a predicted model, not a curated record. NCBI's taxonomy places the organism in Eukaryota, Fungi, Ascomycota, Sordariomycetes, Sordariales, Chaetomiaceae.
AUGAGCGUCCGCAAAGAGGUCGUUCAUCCGGACCUCAAAUUGGAUGCCCUUUCUCGAAGGGCACAAGACGAUUCAAGUUCGAACUCCGAAUCUGAUUCUGAUGAAGACGGCGCUGCCCUCGCCCCUCAGAAAGUCGUGUCGCCCAGAACGGUGUCUCCUCACAACCAGACGAAAGCCCAUUCAAGUUUCAGCAGCUGCCGUGGGAGGCCCAACCGAAGGCGUUCCCCCAGCGCCGAGGAGCUUGGGGAGCAUGGCAGCGGCCUCGAGAAUCUCUUCUUUUGGGGCAAGAGAGAGUGCAGCAUCUCCAACGACGGCAAGGAUCCCAAUGAAGUACUCGGAAUCCUCACCGUGUGCAAGGGAUUCUAUUUCAUCGGCGUCCACAUCUUCUACGGCCUCAACACGUUCGCCUUCUCCAGCUUGCGAGUUCGGACGCACAUGGAGCUGCUGCUUCAAGGUCAUCUAUACCUGACCGCGCCGGCUGACGAACGGGGAAAGUACCCCUUUUCACGGCGCAGUUAUCCACUAUCGUGGCUGGCCGACGUGUACCGACUGAAGACGCUCGUCAUCCACAUCAACGAGUCUGGGAAGAUGUAUGUUCGAAGCGGGUAUGAGAACAAGGCGGCCAAGCGCUUGCUGGCAGCCAAAACGGCCGGGCAGCCAAAUCAGCGCAUGACUCGGUCCCUGCGAAGUGUCCAGGGCGUGGACUACAUCUGCCAGCUUCGUGGGAUGCAGUGGGUUCGCUUCUACGAUUUUAACAAGGCCUUGGAGGCCAGGCGAAGCGUUCGGGAUGUGACCAACAAAGGCACCUUGCCGAAACCGCCCAAGCGACAGGAACACUCGGAGCUCGAGAACCUGGAGCCGCUGUUGCCUGCUGGUGAUGACCGUAAAUGGAAGCCCAGCGAUGAUGACUGGAAGCUGGUCAAGAGCAUUUUCAUCGACAGCGAUGGACGCUGCUCGUAUGAUGACCUGCGGCUCAGAGGCUCAAUCGCGACGCGGAUAUGGCUUCGUAUCUGA